Molecule: messenger RNA, 1719 nt
Organism: Sphaeramia orbicularis (orbiculate cardinalfish)
Lineage: Eukaryota; Metazoa; Chordata; Actinopteri; Kurtiformes; Apogonidae
Product: gonadotropin-releasing hormone II receptor-like
Exons: 4
Coding region: 193-1416 (407 amino acids)
Biological process (GO): G protein-coupled receptor signaling pathway; cellular response to hormone stimulus
Cellular component (GO): plasma membrane
Molecular function (GO): G protein-coupled receptor activity; protein-hormone receptor activity; peptide binding
Source: RefSeq, a predicted model, not a curated record
AUCAGAUCAGAGUCAUUCCUCAGGUUCUGCAAAGUGAUUGAGGUUAUUAUGGUUCUUCUGGUUCCUCUGGGUUUUAAAAGUUCUUUUAACUUGUUUUGGUUCUUUUGGAUUAUUCCAGUUUUGGACUGGAAAUGAAAACAUGGGCGGUAGAACACAGGAGUCGGAGCUGAGGACAGAAAGCUGCUGAUCAGGAUGUCAGGUAACUGGUCAGUCCUGAGGCUGUCAUCGCUGGCUCCACCCACACAAUCAGUAGCCACACCCCUUCCCAACACCUCCCAGUAUCCUCCACUGUUGGACUGGGAUGCUCCCAGCUUCACCCGGGCCGCUCAGUUCCGUGUUGGCGCCACCUUUGUGCUUUUCCUCUUUGCUGCCUGCAGUAACCUGGCUCUAUUGGUCAGUGUGUGGUGUGGGCGGGGCCGACGGCUGGCGUCCCACCUACGGCCACUGAUGCUCAGCUUGGCGGCGGCUGACCUUAUGGUGACGUUUGUGGCGAUGCCUCUGGAUGCAGUGUGGAACGUGACUGUACAGUGGUAUGGAGGUGAUGCACUGUGUAAGCUGCUGUGCUUUCUGAAGCUCUUCGCCAUGCAGGCCUCCGCCUUCGUCCUGGUUGUCAUCAGCCUUGACCGCCAUCAUGCCAUCCUUCGGCCGCUCGAUGCUCUGAGUGCACACCACAGGAACCGCCGAAUGCUGUUGACAGCCUGGAGCCUGAGUCUGCUGCUGGCAUCACCUCAGUUGUUCAUUUUCCGGGCUGUCCAGGCCGAAGGAGUGGACUUCACACAGUGUGCAACUCAUGGCAGCUUCAGCCACCGCUGGCAGGAAACACUUUACAACAUGUUCCACUUCAUCACACUGUAUGUUGUGCCCCUACUGGUGAUGAGCUGCUGCUACAGUCGCAUCCUGCUGCAUAUCCACCGCCAGCAUCUGAGCAACAAAGCAGGUGAGUCCUGUCUGCGUCGCAGCGGCACCGACAUCAUCCCCAAGGCUCGGAUGAAGACGCUGAAGAUGACUGUGGUGAUCGUGUUGUCCUUCGUGGUCUGCUGGACUCCGUACUACCUGUUGGGGAUCUGGUACUGGUUCCAGCCGGAUAUGCUGCGUGUCACACCCGAGUACGUCCACCACGCCCUCUUCGUGUUUGGGAACUUGAACACGUGCUGUGACCCUGUCAUCUAUGGCCUCUACACACCCUCCUUCAGAGCUGACCUGGCCGCCUGCUGCCGCCGCAGGAUGGAUGCAGAGGCCUCAUCACGAUUUGCUGACCGACUGUCGGCUCGCCAGGGUCCUAACGGCAGGAACAAUGAGUUAAAUGAUGCAGGUGUCAAUCAGAACCAGGAUGCUGGACCUGGAGAUACAGAGAGAUCAGGAGGUUCAGGAGUCAGACUGCACCCUAGUGGACAAAUUCAACCAGUACAGCUUUAAAUGUCCCAGUAGUGUAAAAUAAAUAAUCAAAUUGAUCAUCAUACAUGAUUUUCUGGAUACUGGUGUAAAAACAGACUUAGUGAAAUUUCAGAUUCUUUACAUAAGUGAAAGUGACAAUGACCAGACUCUGAAAUGUUGCCAAAGAAAAAAAGUCCAAAGAAAGCCUGUGACGGACAAACAAUACACUGAAAAUAAUGAGCAUGAGCUUCAUUCAAAUGUGCAAAGCAGUUUUCAGUGUCAACAACAGAACUGGAAAGAUUAAGACACUUUUUCUCCAUGAUCCAGUCUCCAUUUCUUCACCAU